ACUUGGAGCAAUCUGCACCAAGACCCAAUGCUGGCAAGACCAGCAGUGCACCCUCUAGCCGCCCCUUGGAGGAACGAGUUGACCACGUAGUCGCAAUGCUCGGCAACAUCAGUACCUUCGCUGCACCAGCCACCAUCAGCAAUCAGUUGGACACCUUGAAGACCGAGGUUCAGCAACUGCACCAGCUGCCUAGCAAGGAUGGCAACACCGUGCAGCACUACAAGAUGCCGACAUUCCAAAUCGAGAAGUUCGACAAUUCUACGCAUCAAGACCCGGUCCUCUGGUGGGAGGGCUUUACAACGCAACUUCAGAUUCUGUUCGUCGUCAAGCACGCGUACAUCGGCGCGCUAUUUCUCAACUCAAAGGGCGGAUGCCAGAUCUGGUUGAGCCACCUGACAACCGUCCACGGCGUUGACGUCGCAGAUCUGAAAGAUAAGAUCUCUUGGGAAGAGUUAACACGGCUAUGGAAGAAGCGGUUCAUCGUGGACGACGCCCCGGGGCUCGCCGUCAACCGCCUCUUCGCUAUGACGCAAGGCAACACAUCGACAUGUGACUGGCUCACGGAAUGGCAAAAGAUCGCGGCAACGCCCGACCUUGACUUGCCAUUUUCGCAUCUACGUCGCGAGUUCUACAACCGGUCAUGUGCCGCCUUGAGCCUUGCACUUGGUGAUCGCGAGCAAUACGCGACCUUUGCCGAAAUCAUCGACAAGGCAAGGGAGAUCAUCAAGACCAAUAGGGCAGCUGCACAUGAGAAAUCAGCAUGGCAGCCAACCUAUGUGGAGAAGGUGAAAACUGGUCCCCGGCCGCAGCAUGUUGCUGCAGUCCAAUCGGACAACAUUGUGGAAGACCAGGCAGCCACCCAAGCGUCACACCUCCCAAUGCCCGGAUCAAGGCAAGGAGGAUGUUCGGCCUCGUAUCAACUCGGGAAACUGAGUUCCACGGGAGGUGAGGCGACUCCACCUCUCACUCCGCCAGAUUCGGCCGCCUUGCUAGCGGCCUCCUACACAUCUGGGGAGGAUGCGAAUGUCGCAAGCCCUCGGUACACUUACAAGGACUAUGCUGUCCACUUGGUCCCACCGUCGGACCAACCGCUCCACGUGCAACAAUCUACCGCAUGCACGGUUUCAUCACCAUCGGCAACCGAUUCGGCAGCUUCGCCGCCAUCUAUCGCUGGGGAUUCAACGUCAUGGUCAAGACUUGAAGAGCUCGACCCGUUGACAUUUGCGGACUUCCAAUGGAUGCCCCUUCCCCGGUCCGGUCGAUUGCCGAAACCGCAUUGCAACGUGCUCAUGGCACAAUUGCGGGAUUACUUGCACACUGCAGUACCARCUCCGUUUAUGGACGCCGGAGUAGAGGUUGUCGACCUUCACGCCUACAUUGCGAAGAUCUACCGCGAGUUCAAGACACAACGGUACGACGACAUCGACGCCCCAUUGUUAUAUGUACGCAUUCAGAUCGGAGAGGCGACCUGCAGCGCUUUGCUCGAUUGCGGAGCAUCUCGCAACUACAUGAGCCAGGACUUUAUGGUACGCGCCGGCCUUGACCCACGUGUCCGGAAGAAGUCCCAGCCUACGCAAGUCACGUUGGCAGAUGGUCACACGCACAAGUCAAUCGACCGGUGCAUUGAUGACGUCCCCGUGUACUUUGCCCCGCAUGCAAGCGAGGCGGUGUCCUUCGAUAUUUUGGACACCAAAUUCAACAUGAUCUUGGGCAUGUCAUGGCUGCGAAGCGAGGAUCACCCGGUGAACUUCUACCGCCGCACAGUUCACGUUCGUGAUCGGAACGGAGUACUAGUCCCAUGCACUGUGGCUCCUUCUCACCCUUCGAUCAGCUGCCACGUGGUGUCUGCCGCAAGCUUGCGAGCUUCCAUCAUCAGAGACGACAUCGAGGAGAUGGGGGUGUGUUUUCUCCACGCCCUCCCGCCCCAUGACGCUUCAUCGACGGACUCAUCUUCGGACCCACGCAUCACCGAGCUUCUCGACGCCUACGACGACGUGUUCGAAGGCCCGCACGGAGUAGUACCGGAUCGGCCCAUCCGCCACGAGAUCAUCCUCGAGGACGGGGCCGUACCUCCGCGCGGUUGCAUCUACCGAAUGAGCGAGGAAGAGUUAAGUGUACUACGGGCACAACUCGAUGACCUUCUGGAGAAAGGCUGGAUUUGGCCUAGCUCAUCGCCAUACGGUGCUCCCGUUCUCUUCGUUCGGAAGAAGAACAAGGAUUUGCGGUUGUGCAUCGAUUAUCGCAAGCUCAUCGCGCAAACGAUCAGAAACGCCGGCCCUCUUCCACGCAUCGACGACCUUCUCGAACGGCUUGGUGGCGCCAAGUUCUUCUCCAAGCUUGACCUCAAGUCGGGAUAUCACCAACUCGAGAUUCGGCAGGACGACCGCUACAAGACCGCGUUUAAGACGCGAUAUGGGCAUUUCGAGUGGCUGGUUAUGCCAUUUGGCCUUACGAAUGCCCCGACCACUUUCCAAGCGGCUAUGACAACGCACUAUCUUCGGAUCACCCGCCGGCCAGCCACUAUUGCAUUGCCGACGGGUACUUGCUCCUCCACUCGAGAGGCAAGGACUUACUAUGUGUCCCACGAGACCGUCGCCUUCGGACUCGCCUUCUUGGCGAGUAUCAUGAUUCGCGACUCGCCGGCCAUUUCGGAGUCAACCGCACCAUUGCACGGCUUCGACAACGAUUCCGAUGGCCCGACCUCAUUACCGAUGUCACUCGAUAUUGCGACUCUUGCGAAGUUUGCCGACGAAGCAAGCCCUGCAAUCGAAAAUCCCUACGGCGAGUUGCCUAUCCCACGGGAACCCGGCCUCUCCAUUGCCAUGGAUGUCCCCGGACCAUUUCCCCGCGAUCGCCCUGGGCACGACGGCAUCCUCACGGUUGUGGACCGAUUGAGUAAAUACGCGCGUUUUCUCCCUUGCAAGUACCACUCCACGGCUCCCCAGCUGGCACGCCUCUUGCACACCGGCUGGAUUUGCGGCCACGGUGUACCGGAAGACAUAGUCAGCGACCGCGACACUUGCUUCAUGUCGGCAUUUUGGACUGCUCUCAUGCAGGAGUCCGACACGAAGAUGAAACCAAGUUCGGCUCGGCAUCCACAGACGAACGGGCAAACGGAGCGGGCACAUCAAACCGCUCAAAUGAUGCUUCGUCCGCUCAUCCGUCCGGACCAGAAGGAUUGGGUUGACCGCCUCCCCGACAUCGAGUUCGCCUACAACACUUCGGUGCACCCGGCGAUCGGCGUGACUCCAUUCGAGUUGCACCACGGUGGACGGAAAGGCCGUAUCUUCGCCGACCUUCUCGUCCCACGACCUGCCGACAUCGACGCCGCUUGCUCUCCCGCUUCCAUCCGGAAGUACAGGGAAUUGCUGGCUCAAGCCAGCGCAAACAUGCAAAAGGCUCAAGCGCAGGCAAACGUUUCUGCCAAAAUGGAUAAGAUGUUGGGGUACCUGGAGGUGUUGAGUGAGGCCUGGCUGGAGGAACGCCAAGCCAGCUCGGGUCACGAUGUGGCCCUGAGCGUUAUGCAGUCAGGGUUUCGAGAGUUUGUGCGCGACGUGGUUACCCACGUUGGAGGCGAAGUCAGGCAGUUAAGAGAGAACGUGGGGAAGUUUUGUGAAGGCGCCAUCGAGAGUGCCAAAGCGGUAGCCACUGUUGAGAGCGAGGCCAGACCCCGCAAGGACCCCGUUAAACUUAAAUUCCCAGACGCAUAUGGCGGGAAGGAGGAGGAAAAUUUUGAUAAUUGGGAGGCUAGCGUUAACACCUACGUGUACUUACAACACAUUCUGACUGAGGAGCAAGUCCUCAUAGCCUUCCAGGCCCUCGAGGAUGAAGCGGCCAGUUUUGCCUGGUCCCUUGCGCGCGUAGCCGGUUGUGAAAACAACCUGGUUGCAUAUUCCAAGAUCACCCCCCUUCCUCAAUUCUUCAAACUCCUGCGAGAAAGGUUUGCUGACCCAACGAGAGGCGUGAGGGCCUCUGACAAGUUACAAACCAUCCACUCACGACAGUGGAGGAGUGCACGAGCACUCAUGACAGCACUCAAAGCUGUCAUGGACGACUUGGUAGCCGUCCCAGACCAUGGGGUCAGUGAGGCCCAACUGGUCCAAUUAUUCUAUCGUGCCAUGCCAGAGCCGCUGCGUUGGCAUUUCUUUGACAAGUCUCAACAGGCCGGCAUCACAUAUGAUGUGUUGAGUAGAGAGGUGGUCCUGUUUGAGUCAAAAUCCAUGCAAGUAUCCACUUUCUGGCAUAAGGACUUAGAUAAGGGGAAGAAGUGGAAAGGGCGUACCAUCUCGGGCCAAGUCAGGGCCAAGGAUCACAUGAUCCUUACUUUAGAAGAAGGUGGUACUGAUGAAGUCCCCUACAGUGAGAUCGAGUGGGGGUUAGAGGAGGACACCAGCGUAGGGCAGGGGAGGUCCUAUGCGGUUGUCGCGGCCGGAGGGAGGCCGCAAGGUAGAGGAGGCCAGGGCCAGAGGGGCCAGGCCACGAGAGGCCGAGGAUCGGGCGCCCAGGGGGUUGGCGGACAAGGGAACCGCCAAGUGGGAGGUAGGGGUUAAGGUCCCCCGCUGAAUCGUCAAGGUUCUAGUCGGUCCCCGCAGCGACGAGGUGGAAGGCCACCUCAACACACAGGAAGAUGGCACCCAGGCUUGCCACAAGGCAGGCCAUGGGAAGAUUUGGGCUUGGACAAGCGCGUAUGGCAAGAACGCG
Messenger RNA from Chara braunii, 4701 nucleotides. The record is from the annotation of a GenBank genome assembly. Lineage: Eukaryota; Viridiplantae; Streptophyta; Charophyceae; Charales; Characeae.